GGGGGCGUGUCAUCGUGCGUUCAGCCCGGCGUAACGACGUAAAGCAGCGGCUAGUAACACAGCGUGGACAUGGAGGACACACUGCUGUGGAUUGUGGGUGUGCUGUUACUCCUGUUCUGCAGUCUGGAUGUGUGGUAUUAUUUACGAGCAGCGUUUGUGCUGGUCAGGGCCUGGUUCCUCUCCCCUGUAUUUGACAUCACAGCAGAGCAGACCGCCAGCGGACGAGUCGUACUCCAUGACGUUGAUCUUUGCCACAUGAACAACGCCCGGUACCUGCGCGAGUGUGACUUUGCCCGUUUCUCUUUGUACAUGCGCAAUGGGGUGUUCAAGGGUGUCAGAGCUCUAGGGGCCACCAUGGUCGUUGGGGCAACUACCAUCCGCUAUAGACGGCCGCUGUGUGUUGGUGAGGCAUUUGAGCUACGCAGUCGAAUCGUUACCUGGGACGAGAAGUCAUUCUACGUGGAGCAGCGGUUUGUGUCUUGUAAAGAUGGGAUGGUGUCGGCUGUUAUGUUCUGCAAACAGAAUGUCCUGCGCAGCAGUCCAGACAAGAUCCUGCAACACCUGUGCAAGAGAAAGGUUGAAGUGCCAGAAUUUCCUGAAGACCUGCAGCACUGGAUCAAUUUCAUCUCAGCCAGCAGUAAAGCCUUGAGGGGGGAAAGUCAGCUCGAUGAUAAAACUAAGAAUGAAUGACGGCUCGCUGCCUUAAAUGAACUUUUAUGAAACUGGUUUACAAAAACAGAAGAACAUUCUGAUGCACAUACAUUAAUGUCUCAGGUGUCUGGAUACUCCAAUGCAAAAUAAAAAUGUGAGCUCUGCUGUAAUCUAAAAGUCUAAUUCAUGGUGUGUUAUGUCUGGGGAAAACUAAGACUGUGAAUAUGUAAAAAUAACAAUGGAGAACAAACAAAAAAAUAUUUUCUGAUGUAUUUUAUGCUGUAUUACUGCCACUGACUGGACUUGAGUGUAAAGCAUUAAUAGGAAUAUAAUAAAACAGUUAAAAUGUAUCUGCAACUUCGAUUU
Labeo rohita (rohu) is the source of this 1017-nucleotide messenger RNA. RefSeq names its product thioesterase superfamily member 6 (gene them6). The record is from RefSeq and is a predicted model, not a curated record. NCBI's taxonomy places the organism in Eukaryota, Metazoa, Chordata, Actinopteri, Cypriniformes, Cyprinidae.